GAUCUGUGUGAGCAAUCAUGGAUGGGAGUUUGUUUGUGCUGCUUCUGCUGUCAGGGCUCUUUUGGAGCAGUUCUGGUCUUUUUCGUCCAUACCACUAUAUAAAUGUGAGAAUGUCGUGGCCAGAGGCUCAGAGUUACUGCAGAUCAAAGUACACUGAUCUGGCUACUGCAGACAGCAUGGAUGAUGUGAAUAGGCUGGUAAAUAUAGUGGAUGCUGGAUACAGUGGAUCAGUGUGGAUUGGACUGAAGACGGGGACACAGACACGCUGGGUUUGGUCUAAUGGAGAUGGUACAGUCACACAGUACAGGCCCUGGAGUGCUGGACAUCCAAUCAGUCAAAACCAAUGUGGCUAUUUUAACUUUGGAGUUUGGUAUAGUUCUCCAUGCACAUCAAAGUUAUUCUGUGUGUGCUACAAUGCAGGUGGAUACAUCUGGGUAAAAGGUUGGAAGAACUGGAUGGAAGCUCAAGACUACUGCAGACAGAAUUACAUAGAUCUGCCCAGCAUCCACAACUCUGAAGAACAAUACCAGCUCAAUAGUACUGUUCCAUCAGUAUCAUGGGUAUGGAUUGGUCUUUUCCAGGACUCUUGGGAAUGGUCUGAUAACUGGAGUCGCUCCUUCAGACACUGGGCAGCAGAUCAACCAUCCCAGAGUUCAGGAUCUGGUGACUGUGUUGGCAUGUCAAGAGCCAAUUCUGGGAAAUGGGCUCAAUACAGCUGUGAUCUAAAGCAGCCUUUUAUCUGCUAUGGUGGUGAGUUUUUUUUAACAAAUGAUGAUAAAAUUGAUUGCAAAAAAAUUCCAUGCCUUUACCACUACAUGAAUGAAAGCAUGACCUGGCAAGAAGCUCAGAGUUACUGCAAAGCGAGAUUCAUUGAUCUGGCCACUGCUGACACCAUGAAUGAUGUGAACAGGCUGGUAAAUACAGUGGAUCCUGGAUACAGUGGUUCAGUAUGGAUAGGUCUCCAUGCUGAGACAGAGUAUCGCUGGGUCUGGUCUAUGGGGGACAGUGUGCUCUCCCAGGACAGUAUGUGGCAUCCAGGACAACCAAAUGGUGAUGGGGAGUGUGUGAUGAGUUUAAAUGGAAGCUGGUAUGAUGAGAGCUGCAGCACUGUUCUCCCAUUUGUGUGUUUCAAUGACAGCACUGGUUUCAUGAUAACAAAGACUGCAGUGUCAUGGAGAGAUGCUCAGAGUUAUUGCAGACAACACCAUACCGAUUUGGCGAGUAUCAGCAGCCCAGAGCAGCAGAAUCUAAUCAGUGAUAAAUCAUCGCUCUGGAUUGGUCUGUUUCUGGACUCUUGGGAAUGGUCCGAUCAGAAGAGUCUCAGUUUUAGACAUUGGGAAGCAGAUCAACCAUCCCAGAGUUCAGGAUCUGGUGAUUGUGUUGCGAUGUCAAGAAAAGAAUCUGGAAAAUGGGCUCGAUAUAGCUGUGAUCUACAGCAGCCUUUUAUUUGCUAUGGAGAUGACAAGUUGAUUAGAAAACAGAUAGCCAAACUGAAAUUUUCCUGCACUGGAAAAUGCACAUUGAGCGAUCCUUCACUACAGAUGGCUAUUCUGAAUGAGUUAAGUGAAAAGCUGAAGAGCAUGGGACUGGAAAGUGACAGAAAAUUAAGCUGGAGAAAAAAUGAAGAUGGAGAGGUGUUUCAUCGGGAGAACAAAUCCACAUCCAGUUCAACUGAUUGUAAUUUUCAGUAACAUUUAGCAGAAUCCAAAACAGUAGAACAUGUUAAUUUAAUUUUUUUCUUGAGAUUUCAGUUACUGU
This is a messenger RNA of Carassius gibelio (silver crucian carp), 1758 nucleotides long. RefSeq names its product macrophage mannose receptor 1-like. The transcript has 7 exons. Lineage: Eukaryota; Metazoa; Chordata; Actinopteri; Cypriniformes; Cyprinidae. The coding region runs from base 18 to 1691 and encodes 557 amino acids. The record is from RefSeq and is a predicted model, not a curated record.